UGCUAAUAUUCUAGAUUUAGCUGUGAUUUCGGGAAAAGAAGGUCAGCCGACGGACUAUGGAAAACUUACUCACGUAAAUAUUUCAAAGGAAGAGCUUCAUCAGCAAGCUUCAUUCGCUUGACUUUUAUGGAGGAACGUGCUUCUCUUAAUUUUUUUGAGUUUUAAAGUCGGACGAUUGUUUGGUACACUUGUAUUUUACAUUCAUCUCACUCGUUCACCGGUACCGGUACCGCAGCUCAGCGCUGUCGUUAUAGUUCAGUGGCUAUACUGUGCUUGUGCAGUCGCCUGAUCCCAGAGCUAGCCGCCUACUGUGUGUUGGGAGUUCCCACGGUCGCGGUCAGCUGUUCAUCGUCAUUGCUUGCUUCGCAUUACAGAAACCCGUGUGCAAGUAUUGCACUUCGCUUGAAUAAAGUGAGUUUUCUUCAGCGAAGAAGUCAUUCAAAUACACCAAGAUGAGGGAGUAUAAAGUUGUUGUUUUAGGAAGCGGAGGAGUGGGCAAAAGUGCCCUGACAGUACAGUUCGUCUCGGGAAAUUUUGUGGAGAAAUACGACCCUACAAUCGAGGAUUUCUAUCGCAAAGCCAUCGAAGUUGAAAACACCAUGGCGAUCUUAGAAAUUUUGGAUACGGCAGGUACGGAACAGUUUGCGUCAAUGCGGGAUUUAUACAUCAGAAACGGGCAAGGUUUUGUAGUAGUUUACAGCGUAACGAGCAAACAAUCCUUUGGAGAUGUUCUCAAUAUUCGUGAGCAGAUUGUAAGAGUUAAAGGAACUGACCGAGUCCCGAUGGUACUUGUUGGGAAUAAAGCAGAUUUGGAGCACGAGCGGCAGGUACCCACCAGUGAAGGAAUGAUCCUCGCCAACCGUUGGGGCGUGCCCUUCUACGAGAGCUCCGCUAAGAGCACGCAGAAUGUGAACGAUGUAUUCGCCGAUUGUGUGGUAGAAAUCAUGCAUAUAUUGGCGCCACACAAGCAAGUCAGCGGGGGUUGCUGCUCCAAGUGUGUGUUAUUGUGAUUUCUUACUUAUCUACAUUAGUCUUCCAAAAGAGUCACACCCAUGGAUUUCCUGAUGCAAACAAAAUGCAACUCAAAAAACAUCGAAGCCAAGAAAGAUGCCAUCAUCAUCACCAUGGUAACAUGCCAACCUCCGGUCAACAUCCUCCACCAGUCAUCUCAUCAGUCAAUCCAUCCAUCCGUUUCAACCCUUCUGUCCAUCCGUGAAACCAUCACCCUUUGACGUCCAAGAAGGAUGCAAGAUGCAGCGGGUCGUGAAUGAUCAUGACGAUUGUGAGUGGCGAGUAUUCCUGGGGACGCUGGGGGAUUUGAGAGAUUGUGAUCAAUUCUUAGACAUGUUCCUCCACUCAGGAUCUCAGGGGUGCAGGAUGAGAGAUGUGGCACCGGUCUGAAGAGGCGAUGAUCGGAUAGUGGCCUCUCGUAGCUUGUGGACAUCAUGUGACCAUUGAGGCAGGCAGCGAAGAAAGCAAUGGACGGAAAGCCUUAUGGAAAUGAAUUGUGGGGUGUGUGAACUAAUACUUAGCAUUUUGAAACUAUAUCAAAUGUAUUUAAUCUAGACAAAAAACAAAGACAACAUAAUGUGAUGAUUAUUAGAAGAUGGAGAGCUGCAUUUGUAACUCAUUAAUCCAAAAUGGCAGGAAGAAUCCUAUGACCCCCAUUAAAUGUUGUACAAUAUCUCUCUAGAUCGAUGAAGAGAGACAAAAUAAUGAAUCAUGCUUGGAAAUUUGGAAACUGGAAAACGGAUUUAUUGCAAAUAAAAAAUGUUAUCUCGAGGAUGAAAGAUUGGUUUAUUUUAAUGGAUACAGGUUUAAUUUAAAUGCAAUGAAUCUCUAUAAUAUACAAGUAAAUUGCAGUUUUCAUAAUACGAAUAACUUGGCUGGAUUCAGCGCUAGAUUCAACUGCACAGUGAUUACUCAACGAUUGCCAAACUCUUUGUAUGUCACCUCUCUCUCUCUCUCUAUAAUGCAUACUGCAUGGAUCAAACGGUGCACUCGCUCUCUACACUGAAAGCAUUGUUUACAUCCAAGGGCACUUUUUGCAAGAAAGCUUUCAUUUUUUUUAAUUAUUGAUGUCUGGAAAUGUUUUUUUCGGAAUCAGAAUGCAUCAACCACCCAGUAAAAAGAAAUGCUGCUUUCCGUGUGCUUUUUCCUCUGAGGAUAAAUACAAGCAACUCAACAACAUUCGCUAGCAGGAUAUAUAUGCCUUGGAAUCCGUCAUCGCUAUAAUCAUCAGGAUAUUGUCAGCAUCGCUUUCAAGAUGUCUUCGAUUUUAAGUUUUUGUUUUUUUGCUGAACAUUCUUUUUUAUAAACAUGCUGAAGUGUGGGUCUUUGCAUGUGUAUUUCUCUCAUUGUCUUGUUUGUUAUCGGCUUUUAUGUGUUUUUACUUUUUUAUGUUUUUAUGUUGCUGUAUGUGUGUGUGUCGAUAUGUUUUUGUUUUGGCACUUGUAUAAUAUUUUAUGAAAGAGCCCUAUUGUAAUUCUCUCUUUGAUAUGUGUAUGAUGCAGCACAGACCAUGUCAAGGCAUUUCUAUGAUUUCUAGUAAGAUCAAUCUUAUCCUGUAAAGCUUGAAACUUUCAUGAAUUUUUAAAACUGUCGCAAAUUGCGCAAGUUUAGAUUGAUUUCAAUUGUGAUUUUAUUAUUUUGCCGCAUGAAUCUUAGCCAAUCGCAAAAUUCGCAAAGAUGUCAUGCACCUGAAUGUUUCUGGCUUUACAAUUACGGUAAUAUCUCUUAAGAAGUCAAGAAUCAAUCAAUCUUAAGAUUGUAAGGUAAUUAUGGAGUAAAUAUGGCUUCCCCUGUAUUUUUACUUUUUUUCAUUUUGUAAAUGUCAAUUUUAUAAUCCUAUAAUAUCACUAAUGCUAAACCUGUCCCAAUUUUCUUCAGGACUGUCCUUUUCCUAACCUCUAUCCAUUAAUGAUGGAAAUGUGUGUGUUCAAUCUACCAGGGUUUUGAUGGACGGAUAUUAAUUUUUAGAGCUCCAAGGGAGAGGCAACGUCGUGACGCCAUUAAAAAUGCAACCCCCAAUAACGCUCUCCAAUGGGCCAGCAAAGAUGGACGAUGAAAUAUGAACAAGAAGUUUUGUUUCAUUUAUCAAUACCUAGUCAACCAUGUAAUACCCUAUGAUUGGUACGAGACAAAAGGUUUGACGGUGUCUUUGUUUGAAGGUAUUCUUCACAUCUUGUCUCUUUGUCUUGGGAAAUGCUGUGUCCUUGUAAAAGAUCUCAUUAGUGCAGUAAUUCAUGGCUGAAUAGAACUCAAUGUCACCAUGUAUUGUUGUGGAUCCCUCGCUCCUUUUCAUUCAAGUCAUAUCAUUAUCUAGUGCUCAUUGCGGAAGCUAAUAGUCAGGUGGCAAAAUUGGGUAGUUUGAUUGGUUGCAAGAAAUAGUGAUAGUGUAACAUAUAAAAUUCAGGCUUAAUUCAUUCUAGUAUUAAACCAUGAUAAUUAGAACUGUUGUGGGUAACUGGGUGGAAAGGGGCAAUUUUAUACCGAAUUAAAAAAAAAAAUCUUCUUUAAAAUGUUCAUGUAGGUAGAUCAAUUUAAAGUUCAUUAUGAAUUUAUAUUUUCAUAAACCAGGUCUUGUGUGUAUGUACAAAAUAUAUGCACGCGUCUGAGGGUAAACACACACAUUGUACGUUGAGGGCCAAAAGGGCAUUCAAACUUUGUUAAAGCAGAUAGGAUUUAUACAGCCAUUUUGACUCUAAAACAGAGGAAACACUUCUUCUGGUGGAUUAGCAAUAUGGCAUUAUAUUUCAGUUGACAGAGAAAGGAUUUAAAAUUUAACGAGUCGGAUAUGAGAUCCAUUGUAGGUUACAGCUGUCUUUUUAUCCCUGUAUUGAACGAAAAGGAUUUAACCUCAAACCCCCAAUGAUAUGAACAGAAAAUUGAAAAGAUUGGAUUUUCUCUCCAAAGCCAUGCUGAUAUGAACAGAAUAUAGGAUUAUUGUAUUGAUGGUGAGAUAGAUUGACUCUGUAUGUCACUCGUAUUCAUCAAUCUAUCAACAACUGAUCAUUGCCUGGCUGAAGGGGUUUCCAAGGCAACUAAAGAAUGGGUUCUUUUCCUUGGAUGUUAAUUUACCCCUGAUUUGAUUAGAUAAAUCAAAAUGUAGAAUCUUGUUCCCCCAAAUUUUUGCAAGAAAGUUAUGAAUAAUUCAAAUUUUAACAAUAUGUGUUUUCUUUGUUUGGAGCCAGAAGGGUGUUAAUUGUGUGUUUAAAAUAAAUACCCUUCUCCCUCUGGGCAGCCUUAACUACACACUUAAUUUCAGAAUAUCUUCCUAAACUCACCUGCUAUUCUUUCAGACAUAAAAGUUUUAAAUUGGUUUAUUUGAGUAGGGUUGGAUAACUCUGGCAACAAGAUUUACAUUUCCAGGGCUCCUGCCAGACUGGUUAUUAACUUGCAUUAUCGCUGCAAAAUUUGUGAAAUCUGGAAUACCGUAAUCCUGCUUUAGAAUUAUAAGAAGUAGUAUUGGCGUACCUGACCUAGAUGUACCUGUUUACUGGUUAUGAAUGUUUUGUCCCUGCGUGCAGGUGUUUUUUACCUUCUCCACUUGUUUUUUUUUUUUUGGGGGGGGUUUAUUUUUCAGUCAUUGAUCAAAUACAUUUAAUGUAAUAGCAGGAAAUAGUGUUGUUUUUAACAAUAUCUUGUUUUAUUAAAAUCGAAAGUGUGUCACGCAGCUGAGAGGGGCUUAGUUGUGAAUACAAGAGGGACAAAAUACUGAAACUGUAAAAAAGGCUGCCAGUAUAUGCCAUGAAUUAUUGAAGUGUUAGCAUUCUAUUUUAGUUCCUACACCUGUACAUCUAGAUCAAUGCAGAACCUUUCCGUCCAUUAUUGUACUACAUACGUCAUGGGUAGUCUCAGUGGUCUGUGAUUCAAAGAGCUCAGUUUUCAGAUUAAGUCUAUUAUUGUCUUGAUGGCUGUGAUAAGUAUUCAGUGUAUACUACGUGGGUAAAAUAUCAAGGUUUUCUUGAAUUUCUUCAGAAAAUGCAUCAAAAGCAAGCUCACCAGCUCCCUUUAAAUAUACUUUAAUGUUGAACACGAAUUGUGAAAUGAAUCUAUGAUGGCCUGAGGGCAAACUGUCGUGCAACGUAUCGCAAAUUAAAUUAACUUGAUGGAAAUUGCUUUCCGGGUAAUUUACACAAAAUGAACGAAUGUAAAGAGUAAAGGUAGAAAGUAGAAUGUAGGUCCAGUGACUGAAAAUUUACAUAUUGCAGGUAACAUUGAGCUCAACACGUUAAGUAUAUUUGUAUUCUAAGAAGUAUAUCAGUGGUAUUAGAAGCCUCAUAAUUAUAUAGGGCAUGCAUAUAUGAUGAGGAGUAUACGUCAAAGCUGGCGGCCUUGUUUCUCACCUGAACCUACGACAGCCUGUAGCAUGGUAUUUCUUGCCAGAUUUACGUUCUAAAAAGCCUCACAGGAAAUCUCUGGAUUUCUUUUUAAAAUGUCAGAAUAGAUCAGGGUGUUGAUGACAUCUGAGAUUGAACGGAAUAACCUAACUCUGUGCCUGGUUCAUGUAGACGCUCAAAGUACAUGUUAUAGAUAGUAUAAACUAAUAGGGAUCCCAACUUCUCCUGAGAGACAAUUAAAAUGAUAUGAGUUUUAAAUGGUAUGACUUGAAGCAGAUAUUCUGAAUAUACAGUACAAGUAUAACAUGGAAUAGAAUGUUUACUUGUCCUUUUAAUAGGGAUGAAAUGUUUGAUACCUUUUGCUACCAAGCAGCGCAGUAAUAAAAAGCAAAAUAAAGACAUAAUUACUAUCAUUUGCAGCCUCCUAGGCAUGUAAACAGUGAAUUGAUAAAUACCUAACGGUAGUUGGAAAUAUAUUUAACAUUACUACU
This is a messenger RNA of Strongylocentrotus purpuratus (purple sea urchin), 5833 nucleotides long. Its product is annotated as ras-related protein Rap-2c. Gene Ontology annotation, cellular component: plasma membrane. The record is from RefSeq and is a predicted model, not a curated record. Gene Ontology annotation, molecular function: GTP binding; GTPase activity; GDP binding. Bases 453 to 1010 code for a protein of 185 amino acids. The transcript has 2 exons. Gene Ontology annotation, biological process: Rap protein signal transduction; negative regulation of cell migration. Lineage: Eukaryota; Metazoa; Echinodermata; Echinoidea; Camarodonta; Strongylocentrotidae.